Mugil cephalus (flathead mullet) is the source of this 3432-nucleotide messenger RNA. RefSeq names its product Cdk5 and Abl enzyme substrate 1 (gene cables1). Gene Ontology annotation, cellular component: cytosol. Bases 140 to 1771 code for a protein of 543 amino acids. Gene Ontology annotation, biological process: regulation of cell cycle; nervous system development. The record is from RefSeq and is a predicted model, not a curated record. The transcript has 10 exons. NCBI's taxonomy places the organism in Eukaryota, Metazoa, Chordata, Actinopteri, Mugiliformes, Mugilidae.
UCCCUGUUUUCACCCAGUUUAACGCAUGCACUUAAAAGACAGGCGGCUACCGUUCACCAACACAAGCACGAUUAGCUCAAUAUUAAUGUCAACAAGGUAAGAUCGCGGCUGCGGGGACUCGGAUCACUGGAAGUGGACCAUGGCGGCUGCCACGAGCAGCAGCACAUCCACGGCCACGCUACAGAUAAAGCACUCCAGCAUUGAGCAUACGCGGAAACGCAUAGACCCGAGGAGGAGGCAAGCGGCGCUGUCUUUUCUCAGCAACAUUUCUCUAGAUGGACGGCCCGUGCAAGACGAUGCAGACAAUCAGAACGAAGAGGAUAACUCGAUUGAAGAUAGGACUAGACAGAGCCUGGUUUCCCCGGAGCGCUCGGUGUACAGCGCGGCUGGCGCAGCUGCUGCGGCAGCGGCGGCGGCGAACACGGCCGCCCAGGCGCUCGCUUUUGCAAACCAGGCUCUCCUCGCCAGCAGCCGGGCCAGUUUUGGGACGGGUCCCGCUGCUGCAUCGGUGGGUUCGGACGCAGAGGGCGACGCUUUCGUGCCCGCCACGUUCAGCUCGCCUUUCUCCGGGGUCCCAACCUCGACCAGAGGGAGGCUGCAGACGUACACUCAGGGAAUCCUACCUGCCUCCUUUUCCAGGCAACACUCCCAGAACUACAGCCUGGAGGGCGGACAGAUAGAACCGCAGAGGUCAAGUGUUCCUAGGCGAAGGCUCAUCUCUCAGCGCUCUUCGCUCGAAACUCUAGAGGACAUCGAGGAAAACGCUCCUCUGCGCAGAUGCCGAACCCUAUCGGGUUCACCCCGACCAAAGAGCUUCAAGAAGGUCCACUUCAUAAAGAACAUCCGGCAACAUGAUAUGCGCAAUGGAAGGAUAGUCCUUAUCAGUGGCAGAAGAUCCUUCUAUAGUGUAUUUUCUGUCCUGCCCUAUCGAGAUUGUAGCCAAGCAGGGGAUGUGAAGCUGGAAGGAGGACGUCAGCGGCACCCGUCAGGAGGUGUGAGCGCUAAGGAGAUGGUGAUUGGACUGGAGGGAGUGGAGUUGGGAGCUGAUGGAAAGACCGUGUCCUACACCCAGUUCCUGUAUCCCACUUAUGUGCUGGGUGGCCGAAGAAACACUAUCGACUCCACGUCGUCCUUCUCUCAGUCUCGUAACGCAAGCCACCGCAGCCUCAGCCUGGGCCGCGCCAACAGCAACCAGAGCAGCUUAGACACAGGGAAUGAUUUGGGGGACUUUCGGGAGUACGAUCCCAAUCUGCUCGACGACCCGCAGUGGCCCUGUGGGAAACACAAGAGAGUGCUCAUCUUCCCCUCGUACAUGACGACGGUCAUCGAAUACGUCAAGCCCUCUGACCUCAAGAAGGACAUGAACGAAACCUUCAAGGAGAAAUUCCCCCACAUACGUCUCACACUCAGCAAGAUAAGAAGCUUGAAAAGGGAGAUAAGAAAGCUGGCUCAAGACGAAUGCGGGUAUGAGGAACCGACGGUGGCCAUGGCGUUCGUCUACUUCGAAAAACUCGUUCUUCAAGGCAAACUAAACAAGCAGAAUCGUAAACUCUGCGCCGGUGCUUGCGUCCUCCUGGCAGCCAAGAUCGGCGGUGACCUAAAGAAGCACGAGGUCAAGCUUCUCAUAGAUAAACUGGAGGAGAGGUUCAGGGUGAACCGCAGAGAGCUGAUAGCCUUCGAGUUCCCCGUCUUGGUGGCGCUGGAGUUCAACCUGCACCUGCCGGAACAAGAGAUCAUGCCCCACUACAGACGGCUGCUGCAAACCUCCUAGCAUUGGUGACCCAUCAGGAGGACGGCCUCCGGGUUCUCCUCCUGAUCUUCCGCUCCCCACGGUAUCCAUCCUCUCAAGGUACCGCUGGCUGCCACUGAGCUGCAGCCGUUCCAUCACUACCGUCAGACAGAACAGAACUGAAAUCAGCCAAAGGGACUCACGUUUUUAAGCAAACUACUUUCCUCCAUCGUUUGAUUCCUUCAUUCAUCAUCACUACAUGGACUUCCGAAAGAAAGACUCGACACUGUCUGCAAACAAGUUGUUUUUCUAGUUUGCAUGUUCCAACAUCCUAUCUCCAUCACUUUGUAUAUUUUACUCCUCUCUUGUUGAUUAAGAGAGCCUUUUCCAUUUGAAUCUGAUGGUGAACUUUAUUUUUCUCGGUUAAAACAACCAGUGAUUGUAACAUUUUCAUAAUGUCUUUAUCAUUAAUCUCCUUCUUGUAAACUUUGAUACGAUUGGUUGCCUCUUGACCUGCCUGAAAAUUCAACAGAAGCCCCUUUUUAAGUGGCUGGUUUUUGGCCGGACUGUUACUCCUCAGCGCGACGCAUCUUUUCACAAGUCAUCGUCUUAAAAGUGCACUUUUUUUGGAGAACCGCGAGACGCGUGGGCACGGGGGGACGUUUUUCUUCAGCGAGCCUGGGAACUAACUCUGACAAAUAAGCUGUGCUCAUAAGCACCACGAGCAAGUCAUUGAACCGGAUUUGUUUUCUCCUCCUAUGGUUCCUUCACAGUUUUCAAACUAUCUGCAUGAAAAGCAAUGAUUGUACACAGGUACUCGCAGAAAAGGCGCGACUUCCUAUUUCCACUGAAGUAUUCCAUUCGUUUUUUUUCUACCAGUCAAAUGCUUGCUAUGGACUCCUGGAGACCCACUUUUAUCACUGUCUAAUUUCCUGUGCUCUAUGUUAGAGUGUAUUGCUAGCACAUUUAGAGUGCUUUAAUGGGGUCAAGAUGGUUGUUCUCAAGAGUUGUUCACGAGUGCAAAAAUGCCAUUAACCAGUGAUCGGGAUCUGCAUCGGGAGGGGCAUCAGGGUGCUCUAGUGUUGAGUUAAAAAAAAAAAAAUAAGAUGUGGGUUAGGACCCUGUGCCAGUAAUUACCUUCCUUACUGAAGUGUCCUUGACACGAGUCCCUUCAGGCUUCAGGGACCAACCUCUCCGAGGAGGGGCAAAGUCUAAAACACAAUCCCAAAAUCUUUCGAAUCAUCGAUCAGAUAUUUGCAUUGAAUUUUUAAUUAAUUCGCAUUUGUUGAUUUGAAAUCUAUUGUUUUUUUUCUUUUUAAAACAAAUGUGACUUUCCCAAUGUGACCACUUAAAAACUAUCUAUUCCAUUUCUUCGUCUUUUAUCUGAACUUGAUGUUUCAGUUACCUUGAGACUGUCCCACACACUACCACAGAGUAUUAAAAGGCCACCAAGUCAAUAGCGUUUGCUGCUGCUCAGACAGAGCAUCGGACGGUGUUAGAGUUGAAACGUUCAGGGGACGAAACCAAAUUGCCGAUAUGAGGUGAAAAAAAAAAUAAUAAACGACAGCAAAUAGCUCAUUUGUGUUCGCAAGCCCAAAGAUUUUGCUGUAGGAUGCACACUAAAGUUUCUGUGAGGAAAGACUCAUGGGUGACACCUGCCUGCGUAUGUUUGUAAAUAAAUUGCUCUGCUUGUUCAAUCAAAA